This is a messenger RNA of Adelges cooleyi (spruce gall adelgid), 752 nucleotides long. RefSeq lists its product as uncharacterized. The transcript is spliced from 4 exons. NCBI's taxonomy places the organism in Eukaryota, Metazoa, Arthropoda, Insecta, Hemiptera, Adelgidae. Bases 70 to 567 code for a protein of 165 amino acids. The record is from RefSeq and is a predicted model, not a curated record.
GAACGCCUGCGACCCUCAGGACUCGCCGGCCACACUCACAUAAUAUAAUAAUAUAAUACUUGUGAUUAUAUGCAAAAGUUCGGUGCUGUAGUUCGGUCCAAGUACGCUGUCCCACACCGUUUCCCGGCAGCAGUAUCCACACACACGAUUAAAAAUGCUCAGAUCACAAAUUCGGUAUACAGUGAAACGACAUCGCCCGAUUUUGAGCACAAAAAAAAAAAAUACAUACAGUUGGUCCAACUAAAAAUUAUGGUUAAUAUACACUAUAAAUGUCUAGUUGGAGUAACUAAAUAUAUAGCUGGGCCAACUAAAUGUUUAGUUAAAGCGACUAUACCACAUUUAGUUAGCCCAUCUAUUUAUUUAGUUUUCCAACUAGAAAUGUAUUGUGUUAACUAUAAUUUUAGUUGGACCAACUAUGUAUUUUCUCCCGUGUUUUUUAUCAUAAAAAAAUCAGACCUUUCAUCACCGCAUGACCAGGUAAACACAGUCCCGAACCGCCAACGGCCAGAUCGUUACUUCCAGGAAACAAGAGUCGUCUACCAGUUAAGCCUAAACGAGUCAACUUGAGACUUGUGAGUAUUAUAAAUAAGCAUCCUAUCAAAUUUAGUAUUCUACACACCAAUCAAAUAUUUAUGAAAUAUUUAAAUACUGUACCUAUACAUAACGAGUAUUGUCAAAAUGGAAUUUUCACAGGAAAUCAAAUACUUUAUGUCAUAAGUACUUAUUAUACAUUUUAAAUGUAUUUAUUAUUU